This is a messenger RNA of Danio aesculapii, 1751 nucleotides long. Its product is annotated as cell surface glycoprotein 1-like. The record is from RefSeq and is a predicted model, not a curated record. The coding region runs from base 134 to 1402 and encodes 422 amino acids. The transcript is spliced from 3 exons. NCBI's taxonomy places the organism in Eukaryota, Metazoa, Chordata, Actinopteri, Cypriniformes, Danionidae.
GCUUUCAUCCCAGCGCGAGUGACAACCGCGCAUGCGCAACCCAGCCUCACAGCUGUAGAGCGCCCGACAGAAGUUCCCAAACUCCAGAGAGACGCGCUGCUGUGUGUGUGUUUGUGUGUGUGUGUGUCUCAGAAUGGGCUGCUCAUCGUCCAGCACACAGAAUCUACAGGAGAACCGACCAGGAGUCAAGGCAGAGGAGAACGGAGAAACACUGAUUCCUCAUAAUGGGGCGGCAGAGGAGACGAUCUCGGCUCAGAUGCAGCUGCCGGUUCAGGGGCCGCUGUUGGAGGACAGAGACCCGGGGUCACAGGAGAACCAGGCCGAAGCCCCAGGAGCAGAGCAACUGGCAGACGGAUGUAGUGAAGCUCUUCUAGAUGCAGCAGAUGCUCUCGAAGUCUCCAGUCCUGAAGCCCCUGCUGUGGAUGAUGCCGCUCCAGAACUCUCUGAUCCUGCAGGAACCACAGAACCGGCAGCAGAACCCACUCCAGCAGAGUUCCCUCCAGAGCUCCAGCCGGCUGUGGAACCAGCACCCUCAGAGGCCUCCGAGCCCACACUCGAGGACCCAACCACCAUUCUAGAACUCGCAUUGCCUUCUGAGUCCACUACAGUUCUAGAACCUGUUGUAGAAUCUGCCCUAAAAGAAGAGUCAGCUCCGCCUGCUGCUCCAGAACCCGCUCAGUUGGAAUGGAGUUCUCCUCCAGAACUCAUUUCUUCUGAAACUAUCCCGAGUGCAGAACCAGCUCCAACUGCCUCUCCAGAACCCACCCUGGUGGAACCAUGCCCAGUGCUAGAACCAACAAUUGAGGAACCAAACCCAGCUCUAGAAUCCACACCUGUAGAACCAGUUCCUGAUGAACCAAGGUCAACUCAAGAACUCACACCUACAGAACUGAGUCCUACAGAACUGAGUCCAGCUCAAGAACCAACACCUGUUGAACUGAUUCCAGCUCUAGAGGCUGUACCCGAUGACCAGAGUUCAGCUCUAGAACCCACACCCAGUGAACCGAUUCCAGAUCUAGAACUCACACCUCCAGAACCAAGUACAGCGCUAGAAUCAGUUACCAAUGAACUGAGUCUAGCUCUAGAACCCACACCUGCAGAACCAAGUCCAGUUCUAGACCCCACACCUGAUGAACCAAGUCCAGCUCUAAAAUCCACACCUGCAGAACCAAGUCCAAUUCUAGAACCCACACCUGAUGAACCAAGUCCUGCUCUAAAAUCCACACCUGGGGAACCAAGUCCAAUUCUAGAACUCACACCCGAUGAACCGGGUCCGGCUAUAGAACCCACACCCGGGGAACCAAGCCCACCCUCAGUGAUGGAAGCAGCUGCGAUUGCAGGAGCGAUCUGUGCAGAGACACAGGCCAACAAGGGCGUCGCCCCACUGGAGCCCACAGACUGAAAUCAGAUCAGCGAUGAAGACACCAGUGCCUUUUCCUUCAGGAGUGUGUGUGUGUGUGUGUUCGGCUUCACACACUCGUCUGUACAUAAAUGAGUGUAUCUUUGUAGCUUUAGCAUUGUAGAGGAGCUGUGCGGACGCAGGGCAUGAUGGGAAGGUGGUGGGAGGAACGUCUGUGGAUCAACACAAUAAUCCUGAACUCUGAUGAUAACACUGAAGGAGCUAACAAACGUGUGUAUCAGCGUCUUCCUCUGUACAUUAAUCAGUGCUGCAGAACGCAGACACUGCAGUGUGUGUGUGUGUGUGUGUGUGUGUGUGUGUGUGUGUGAUCGUCAUGUAACGCUGUAAUCUU